Cyprinodon variegatus (sheepshead minnow) is the source of this 5028-nucleotide messenger RNA. It is a transcript of the gene nwd1, whose product is annotated as NACHT and WD repeat domain containing 1. The record is from RefSeq and is a predicted model, not a curated record. The coding region runs from base 78 to 4958 and encodes 1626 amino acids. Lineage: Eukaryota; Metazoa; Chordata; Actinopteri; Cyprinodontiformes; Cyprinodontidae. The transcript is spliced from 19 exons. Gene Ontology annotation, molecular function: protein binding.
ACAGGCUGCAGCUGAGACACCGUGAUCAGAAAGAAGCUGGAGAACAAGAAGAAGCAGACAGCAAGGAGGUUGAGGAGAUGGCUGGAGAAGGAAGACAGAGCUCUGGUCUGCAGGACAUCCUGAGAGGCUACUGUGAUGGAGCUCAGAGGACAAAGAGCAACAUGAUACGAGUAUUCGUCAGCUCCACCUUUACAGAUAUGAGCGGCGAGAGGAAAGCUCUGCUGGAGAGAGCUUACCCAGAGGUCCAGUCCUUCUGUCGCAGUCUGGGACUGGUCUUUGAGGUGGUGGAUCUAAACUGGGGGAUUCAGAACAUCCUGUUUGGAGACCAUGAAGACUGUGAGAUCUCCCUGCAGGAGAUCCAGAGCUGUAAAAGAGUUUCUGCUGGUCCAGCCUUUGUGGGCCUGCUGGGGAACAGGUAUGGCCACCGAGCACUUCCCCAUUUCAUCCCAGAAAAGCAGUUUGAGAUCCUUCUUUCUAAGCUUUACAAAAACCCGGAAGGUGUUCAGCAACUGCAAGAGUGGUUUCUGAAGGACAACAACUCUGUUCCACCCACUUACAUCCUCCAACCAGUCACUGCUCGAUAUCCACACUAUAGUGAUCUCCGACCUGAGGUUGAGAAGCUGCAUGACAACGAUCUUCUGUCCUGGCGCUUCACUGAAAGUCAGCUGUUGAAGCUGCUGCGCACUGCAGCCACUGAGGCUGAGGAUGCUGGAGACAUCACAGCUGAGCAAAAACAACUCUUCUACUCAUCAGUCACUGAAAGAGAGUUCCAUGAGGGCUUUUGGAGGAACGGCCGGAAAUCGUCGGCUUUGCUCUUUGUCCGGGAGAUCCCCCGACAGAGGAUAAAGGAGAGACCCAAACGUCUGGCCAAGCUCAUGGACCUCACUUUGGACGGGCUACUGGAUGCUGAAGCUCAGGAACUCCUUAUCGGGCUCAAAUCACGUUUGUAUGACACUUCUAAGAAGGUCCUCAAUCUGCACUGUGUAGAGUUAAGCAAAGGACGCAUUGAUCCAAAGCGCAAGGAGCAUGCUGAGUACCUGGAUAACAUCUGUCAGCAGUUUGUCUCCCAGAUGACAACCCAAAUCGGAGUGGAAGUUGGCUCAGUGGAUGGUGGGAGGAAGAGGAAGAUCUGGGGGAGCACAGAGAAAGAGGAAGAAGAAUAUGAUUGGCUGGUUGAAGAGGUGAGGCAGCAUUCUACAAUGGCCUCUGAGUUGAGCAAAGGUGUCAAUGGCAGAGAUGGGCUUCUGGGAAAGAUUAGCGUCACCUUGUGGGAGUCAACCACAGCCAAUCAUGGCUUGCUGGUGAUCCACGGUGCUGCUGGGAUGGGAAAAACCACUCUCGUGUGCAAACUGGCGCAGGAGAUGCAAGGCGUCCUGGAGGCCAAGGUGGUGCUGGUGAUCAGACUGCUGGCUGCUAAUCACCCACACAGACCCAACAUCAACCAUGUUCUCCACAGCAUCUGCCUACAGGUGUGUCUAGCGUGUGGCCUGGCUCCACCCUCUCUGCUUUCAGUCAGCUCUCACCUGGAGCUGCAACAUUUCUUCAAGACCAUGCUGGAGGACGUCUCUCAGCAGGGACAGACUCUGCUCGUCAUCUUAGACUCUCUGGAGCAGCUUGCAGAUGAACAUCAGGCUCACAAACUGCACUGGCUACCAACAGAUAUCCCUCCCAACGUUCACCUUCUUGUCUCUAUGGACACCACCAGUGAGGCGUUUGCUAACCUUCGGCUGAAGCUUGGUGCUGCUGGGUGUCUCUUUGAGGUGGACCAUCUGUCUCGUGAUGAAGGGGAACAGAUUAUAGAGUCCUAUCUGAAAGCGUUUCAGCGGACGUUGACCCGCCAGCAGAAAGAAGCUGUGCUGCAGAACUUCAAGGCCACUGGCUCUCCUCUCCACCUUAAACUCCUCCUUUCCACCGCCAAACGCUGGACUUCCUUCACACCACCAUCAGAUCUGUUGCUGGGCAGCAGCAUACAGGAAGUGAUGUCAAGCCGCCUCCUAAAACUGGAGGACAAACAUGGAAAGAAACUGGUGGGCGGGGCCUUGGGAUACAUUGUAUCAGCCAGGAGAGGCCUGUUGGAGGCAGAACUGCGUGAUGUCAUGUCCCUGGAUGAUGAUAUCAUCUGUGAGGUAUACAGGUAUUCCCUCCCUCCGACCCCUUCGUUGAUCCGGCUGCCCCCAAUAUUGUGGGCCCGGCUCAAGUGGGACCUCAAUGACCAGCUCGAGGAGCGUUGGACUGACGGAGUUGCUGUCAUUGCCUUCCGUAGCCGGCUUCUCUCUGAGAUAGUAAAAGCCCGCUAUCUCACACCAGAGAGACGGGGGCGGACUCACAGGAUCCUGGCAGAGUAUUUCCUGGGUUGCUGGUCUGGUAAACUGAAGCCUGCGUCUCUGCCGGGUCUGACACUGCUGCUGUCAGACAGGAAGGUCCCACCCCAGCCAUUGUGGUUCGUUGCAGGAUUGGCUAACGUUAGAAAGCUCCAAGAGUUGCCUCAUCACUUGCUGCAUGCUGGUCUGUGGGAAGAACUACGGCAGGAAGUAGUCGGCAGUGCUGAGUGGCUGUACUGUAAGAGCCGAGUCUGUGGAGUGUCCAGCUUGAUCAGCGACCUGGACCAGUGCUUCAGAUACAUGGACUGCUCUGAAACCAGACUGGUCCAUGAUGCUCUGGUCCUGAUGAAGCCCAGCCUAGAUGUCCUGUCGGGUCACAUGGACCAGUCUCUGUUUUACUCGGAGCUGCUGGCCCGACUCUCCUCACUGUCCUCCACCUUCAAGUCUGUGAUUGGUCAGAUCUGCAGCCAGUGCGACGACUGGCUCCAAUCGUGUCUAGAACCAGUUCUGAUACCAAAGAGCAGCUUCUUGCAGCAGCCAGGGGGGGCGCUGCAGCACACACUGACUACACAACACGGAGGCGUGCUCUGUUUGGACAUCAGUGUGGCACUGCAGCUGCUGGUCACUGGUUCAGCUGACGGCAUGGUGGCGGUCUGGGACCUCAGUGACAGACAGCUCGUUCAUGCUCUGCAGGGACCUACAGUGGCCAUUGUGUCUGUGAAGAUCAUAGAAAGCUCCACCCACUGUCUCUCAUUGGCUGCAGAUGGCUCCCUGAAGAGGUGGAGCUUGAAGAGUGGCCAAGAGCUCCACUGCAUCCAAGAGGCGGGACCUGCUGGGUCCGCCCCCUCUUCAGUCCAACUGCAGGUGUCAGAGCUGUUUGUUUACACCUGGACCUGGACGCAGGUGAAGGUUUGGAGGCCGGAUGGAUCAGAGAUCCAGCUCUGCAACAGCGAGGAUGCCUCGCUGAUUUUGGGGGUUCUGGGGGAUUCUGUGGUGUUUCUGUCAGACUCAAAUCGGGUCAAAACAUUUGACCUGGUUACUGGCACCCAGACUGUGGUAAAGCUGACUCGAAGCCUGACACCAGUGAAGGCGGCGGUGGCGCCUAAACAGGGGAAGGUGUUUGUGGUGUCGGAGGACGGAUUCCUGCAUCAGAUCUCCAGGUCAGGAAGUCAAAAUGUCACCAAGUUCCCUCCACAUCCCUCUCUGGUCUCAGUUUCUGAGGAUGAGAAAAUCCUUUAUGCAGGCUGUGAAAGGACUCUGAGUCUGUUCAACAUCUCAGGUGUCUCUGCGGAAAGCUUCCUGGACCUGCAGCACGAUGACGUGGUUUUAUCAGCCUGCGUGUCCUCAGACUGCAGACACGUCGUCUCUGGAGCUGCAGACCAGCUGAUCCGAGUGUGGUCAGUGACCACUGGCCUCCUACUGGACGUCCUGUGCGGCUGCAACGCUCCGGUCACCUCCCUGCUCCUCUACAAAGGGUUUGUGGUGUCGGCCUCGUCCGCUGCAGCUUCAGUUCUGCUAUGGAGCCUGAAAUACGACACCCACCACCAACCCCCCGCCCACAUCCCGGCAGGCUCCGCCCACUCAGUCAUCACCAAGGAUGGAGAUCAGGUUUUCUAUGUCCACCAUCGGAGCCAGAGGGAGGUGAUGAUCUGGAACAACCGCACAGGUUCUCUGUCGGAGCGUUUGGCUGUCUCUGCAGAGGUCAGCUGUUUGGAGCUGGCCCAGCACAAACGUUUGCUCCUCUGUGGUCUGGCCAGCGGCACCGUCCUCAUCUAUCCGCUGACGCUCCCCCAAGAGACCCUCUGCAUCCCUCCUCCAGAGAGCCUGUCCCCGGUGCUCUGCCUGGCUGUCAGCUCACAGGAGAAGCACCUGGCUGUGGCCUACAAAGACUCAGUGUGUCUUUUUGAAAUCACCACUAGAGAUAACUUUCCCACCGUGGAGGGGCCCCUGGGGAGGGCCAUGCUAUCAGUCCUCCAAUCGCCACUGUCCUCCAUGGCCCUGCUGCCCGACCGCAGGCUGCUGUAUGGGACGGACUGUGGGAAGGUGAAGCUCCACGACUUCAGCACCACGGCCAGCUCCGACCUGCAGCCGCAUCGCAGCAGGGUCACCUGUGUUGCGUCCAGUAACUGGGGUACCCACGCCUUAGUGGGCUCCCAGGACGCCACGCAGAGACUGUGGGCCCUGAAGCCAGUUGUUCUGGACCACACCAUGGAGUACAAGGGUUUGUUCUUCGAGGGUGUCCUCUGUGCCUCCUUCUCUGAAAGUGACCAGUUUGUCUUCACUGGAUCACAAGACCGAACCAUCAAAGUCUGGGAUGUGGCUUCAGGUAACCUGCUCUACGUUCAGUACGUCUACUCCCCCGUCGUCCGCAUGGUGACGUUCAGGAAUGGCUUUGUGGCGCUGUCCCUGGAGGGGUCCGUCAUCCAGGAGGCCUUCCGCUGUCCGGAACACAUCGAUCCGGCCUACAACCCUCUAAGGAACAUCAGGGCUCAGUACCGGGUCACCUCAAGAGAAAAGCACAGCGACGGUCAGCAGAGCUGUAUGUCUGACCUGCAGGACUUCAACCCGGCCCAGAUCAACCUGAACCUCAUCAGCAUGCUCAGAACCAAGCCCUCCUCCUCCUGCAUCCUCCUGUAGAACACCAGAACCCCUAAUCAGGGAGUUCUGUUUGUGUCAGAUCUGAAUCCUGAAUGCUUUUUUAUGGUGU